AUAUCCAUCCAUAGGGAAGACGAAGAGAUUCUUCCAUCGACUCGUGCCGUGCCCUACGCCCUAUAAAACUGCUUUGCUCGAUACCCCGAAAUUUCCUCUGCAGUUAUCGUUUUUCACUUGGCAACCGUAGGGAUUCCGCCUCCAUACAAUCCCGAUUCUCAUCUCCGAAAUCGAUCAUGGCGUCGAAGCGGAUCUUGAAGGAGCUCAAGGAUCUUCAAAAGGACCCACCCACCUCCUGCAGCGCUGGUCCUGUUGCUGAAGACAUGUUUCAUUGGCAAGCUACAAUUAUGGGUCCUCCGGAUAGCCCAUAUGCAGGCGGCGUGUUCCUAGUCACCAUUCAUUUUCCUCCGGACUAUCCUUUCAAGCCUCCUAAGGUUGCUUUUAGGACAAAAGUUUUCCACCCGAAUAUUAACAGUAAUGGGAGCAUAUGCCUCGACAUAUUGAAGGAACAGUGGAGCCCCGCGCUGACCAUCUCUAAGGUGCUGCUCUCUAUAUGUUCUUUGCUGACGGACCCCAAUCCCGACGACCCUUUGGUGCCAGAGAUUGCUCAUAUGUACAAAACAGACAGGGCCAAGUAUGAGACGACUGCAAGGAGCUGGACUCAGAAAUAUGCGAUGGGCUAGCCAUGGAAGGCUUCGGGAGGUGAUUGUCUGCGGGAAGGGAGGGGAGGGAUGGGAUGCCUUCAAUUAUCGUGCUCUGUUUACAUUUUGUGUCUGGAUUCGAACAAGAUUGAAAAUAUGUCACAUUGCAUGCCUGUGUUGCUGUUGAACUCUCGAAUGUGUAGCUAUAUUAUAUCUUGUGCAAGUGUUUUUUUAUACCUA
Andrographis paniculata is the source of this 821-nucleotide messenger RNA. RefSeq names its product ubiquitin-conjugating enzyme E2-17 kDa. Lineage: Eukaryota; Viridiplantae; Streptophyta; Magnoliopsida; Lamiales; Acanthaceae. The transcript has 5 exons. Gene Ontology annotation, molecular function: ubiquitin conjugating enzyme activity. Gene Ontology annotation, cellular component: nucleus. Gene Ontology annotation, biological process: protein polyubiquitination. The record is from RefSeq and is a predicted model, not a curated record. The coding region runs from base 177 to 623 and encodes 148 amino acids.